AUGUCCGGUGUCGGUAACGCCGAGUUGCUACGCCAGCUUGAUAUCAAAGUUGUCAGCGAUUUGCCGGGCGUUGGCGAGGAAUAUCAGGACCACUACACAACUUUGACUCUUUAUCGCGUCUCCAACGAGACGGUCACCACCGAUGUGUUCCUCCGUGGUGUGAAGGAGGUCCAGAAGGAGCUUUUCGCUGAGUGGGAGACUAGUCCUGAGAAGGCACGCCUCUCGUCGAACAGCAUCGACGCUGGGCUCAAGAUCCGCCCUACGGGGGCGGAGCUCAAGAAGAUGGGUCCCGAGUUCAACGAACUUUGGGACAGGUACUUCAAGAACAAGCCCGACAAGCCCGUCAUGUUUGGGUCCAUCGUAUCUGGUGGUUACGCCGACCAUACGCUCUUACCCCCUGGCAAGUCCAUCACGAUGUUCCAAUACCUCGAGUACCCUGCUAGCCGUGGCAAGAUCCACGUCAAGUCGCAGAAUCCUUACAGCUACAAGAAGACGCGUGAGAUUGCCCGCCGCAUGGACGCAUUCCGCGGAGAGUUGACGUCUCACCACCCGCACUUCCACCCCGCUUCUCCCGCCGCGGCGAAGGACAUCGACAUCAGGACUGCCAAGGAGAUUUACCCCGACGGUCUCACUGUUGGCAUUCACAUGGGAACAUGGCACAAGCCCGGCGAGCCGUACGACGCUUCCAAGGAGCACGAGGACAUCGUCUACACCAAGGAGCACGAUGAGGCCGUCGACAACUGUGUUGCGGACCCCGUCGAGACUACCUGGCACUCCAUGGGUACUUGUGUCAUGAAGCUGCGCGAGCAGGGCGGGGCGGUCGACAAGCGCAUGAGCGAUAACUUGGGUACCAACACCUACUCCUCUGCUCUUCUCGUCGGCGAGAAGGCUGCGGACUUGAUCGUUGAGGAGCUUGGUCUCAAGCUCAGGAUUUCUCAUGUUCCCGUUCCCCAUGCUCCCAUUCCCACUGGCAAGCCUUCCACUCAGCAGGUUCGGUAA
Sparassis crispa is the source of this 999-nucleotide messenger RNA. RefSeq names its product Alcohol oxidase. The record is from RefSeq and is a predicted model, not a curated record. The coding region runs from base 1 to 999 and encodes 332 amino acids. The transcript has 14 exons. Gene Ontology annotation, molecular function: oxidoreductase activity; flavin adenine dinucleotide binding. NCBI's taxonomy places the organism in Eukaryota, Fungi, Basidiomycota, Agaricomycetes, Polyporales, Sparassidaceae.